Molecule: messenger RNA, 3271 nt
Organism: Synchiropus splendidus (mandarinfish)
Lineage: Eukaryota; Metazoa; Chordata; Actinopteri; Syngnathiformes; Callionymidae
Gene: iffo2b
Product: intermediate filament family orphan 2b
Exons: 8
Coding region: 312-1727 (471 amino acids)
Source: RefSeq, a predicted model, not a curated record
CGGGGGGAGGGGCCGACGUGGCAGCCGGUCGCCCAGUUUAGCUCAGUGAAACAUGAUCCGCGGUGACCGCGGGGAGGAAGGACUCUGCGGCCCCCGCAUCCUGCUGAGCGGAGGAGAGACGCUGUCCGCGCGCAGCAGCCGCGCCUGAGGCGGACGGAGGUGACGCGGUGCGCCAGACGGCCGGCCUCUGCUGGAGCUGAGUGAGCGCUGAGGGAUGCUCCUCUCGCUGAAGCUCUGGCAGCCACCACGCGGAGCUGAGAACAAGCCCAGGGUUUUUGCUGUUUCACCGCCGGUUCCGAUCGAUCGCCGCCAUGAACUCUGUGUUUUUCACCGACCCCCCGGCGGGCCCGGUGUGCACCGUCCCCACCGGGACCAGCGCCCUGCGCAACGACCUGGGCUCCAACAUCCACGUCCUGAAGACGCUCAACCUGCGCUUCCGCUGCUUCCUCGCCAAAGUCCACGAACUGGAGCGUCGGAACCAAGUGCUGGAGAGUCAGCUGCAGCAGGCCCAGCAGAGAGCGCCGCACCGGGGACUCUUCUCCCGCGAGGCGGCCGUGCAGACGGACGGCCCGGAGUCCAGGAUGCCGGGGACCAUCUGGAGCUUCACCCAUGUGCGCAGGCAAGGGCUGCGGCUGGAGACCCUCCAGGGCCCGGGAGUCAGCUGGACUCACCCUGACGGGGUCGGGGUCCAGAUCGACACCAUCACACCGGAGCUGAGGGCUCUGUACAACGUGCUGGCCAAAGUCAAGCGAGAGCGGGACCAGUACAGGACCAGGUGGGAGGAGGAGCGCUCCACGCGAGAGCAGCUGGAGUCCAGCGUGGAGUCACUGCAGCAGAGAGUCCAGGAGUCGUCCGAGAUCCAGGAGGAUCUGAGCGAGACGGUGGAGAGGCUGAAGGCUGAGCUGGUGGUCUUCAAGAGCCUCAUGAGUGACCAAAUGUCCGACUUGGAGACCAAGAUCCAGGAGAAGGCCCGGCGGGUGGACAUGGACAUCUGCAGGCGCAUCGACAUCACGGCCAAACUGUGCGACGUGGCUCAGCAGCGCCACUCGGAGGACACGUCCAGGAUGUUCCACGCCAGUCCGGGACGCUCGCUGCCAGAGCGGCUCAGCGCCUCCGUCUCUCUGCCGACCGCCGCGACCUGCUGCCGGAGGAAGGAGCGGAAAGCUGCGUCAGAUGACGACAGCUUGGAGAUGCAGGAGGAGGAGGCUCCUGCCGCGGUCAACAUCACCGACGAGAUGAAGCGGAUGCUCAGCCAGCUACAUUGCUCAGAUCACUCCUCUGUUGCCAGGAGGGAGGCCUUCGACCUGGACGACGACGACGACGACGACUGUGACAGUCUGACGUGGGAGGAGAACGAGGAGACGCUGCUGCUGUGGGAGGACUUCGCCAACUACAACGUGGCGCCCUGCGCCGCGGAGCCCGACUCUCAGGACGGAAGCCUGGGCAGCCUCAUCCACCAGACCGAGUCUCUGUUCAGGAGCCGGGAGCAGGAGUACCAGGAGACCAUCGGCCAGAUCGAGAUGGAGCUGGCCAGCGCCAAGAGCGACAUGAACCGCCACCUGCACGAGUACAUGGAGAUGUGCAGCAUGAAGAGAGGCCUGGACGUGCAGAUGGAGACGUGCCGGCGCAUGAUCAAGGGCGGGCGCGACUCUCCCUCCGUCAGCUCGGUGGCCAGCAGCGACUCAGGGAACACGGAGGAGAUCCAGGACGAGGCGGAGGCCAGUUGACGCCCCGCCGGCAGCGCCGCCCUCCUCCUCCUCCCCAUCCUCCAGUGAAGCUCAGCCCAGGGUUGAAUCUGUUUCUAUGCAACUGAGCUGGACCCGUCUCUUCUUCCCACCAUUAGCCUUCCAAAGCCGAGCAGGUGUUUCCCACCGUGUCUUCAGGUGAAACCCCGAGCGACUUUGCCUUGUGACGUUCUUCCCUCGCCUCCACCGGAGCUGCGAGGUUUGGGACUCCUGCACUGUUCCAGCAGGCGUGAAGCUGGUCAGACGGUCCAGCUGUGUCGCCUCAGGCCAGUCUUCUCACCCGCACACCACCAGGCUCCCGCCGCCGCCGCCGCUGCCAGACUGGAGGCCUUCUGUGCUAACGUUGUGCUAACGUGACGACUGCUGCCAGACAGAAUGUAGAGACGCCCCCAGCAUCUUCGUAUCAGAGGAGGCAGGUGCGGGCCGAGCGCGCUGUUCUCAUGUCCGCCGUGCGUUUGGCCCCGCCUCCCUGCUGAUGUGAAACCAGCCGCAGCAGCGCCACCUGCUGCUGUGAUUCCAGCGGCGCAGGUGAAGCGGGCUGCUGCUCCCCGGAGGGCCGCUCCGGGUGCAAUGUUUCCUACCAAACAGGCUUUUAUACCGUUUUUCUACCGCAGUUUCGCUCCGAAUGUACACGCGCUCACGCCUCCGUCAGCGUGAGGGGCGCGCGACGGAGCUGCUUUGGUUUUAGCCCACGCUUGAAAGCUUGAAAGUCGCGACUUGUAUUUUUGGAUGAUUAUUUUUCUAACCAUGUGAGGAUGCCGGGGACGAUAUCGGGGGCUGGGCAGAAAUAAAACGCUGGCUUCUCUGUGUGCUGCUGCUCAUUCGUGGUGGAAGAAGAAACCCCGGGAUCCCAGCUGCUGGCUAGAAACGUCUAGACGCAGGUCGUAAUGGAACUGGGUUUGACCUCGAGGGUCACGUGUCCAGUUUCAGCACGGGCCCAAGUCGUUCUCCAGCACUGACGAAGACACACGGAAGCGAAGAAACCUUCUCCUGACAUGCAGGCAACAUCCGCCGAGAGAAACCAAACACUCAGCAGGGUCCAGUCUGUCUGCCGUCUGUCAGCCACACGGGUCCUGCUCCUCGUGUUUCGCUGACUCUGACUGACGGUGUUCACUUCCUCUCAGUCCCACCGCAACACGGCCAGGUGGAACCAACGAUGUUUUCCCAUCCGCACAGCUCAAACAAUAACCAUAAAACAUGCUUAGCUAACAAAGAAAAACAUUGUUGAAUUAUUAUAAUUUCUAUUAAAUACAAACUAUUUUAGGCAUCUCGAGACUUCCUGCUGUUCUGAUCGCAGUUUCAACACGUCCUGCUUGGAGGUUCAUCAAAUAUCUCAAGCUCCUGGUCACAAGUGAGGGAGGGAAGAAAGAGCUGAGCCAAAAGACAAACUGGCGGCUCCGCUCAUUCAGUGAGCAGAGACUCUGGGCAGAGCCUCUGCUCUGAAAUGACAGGACGGUGUUAUGAGUCAGCCACACUGGGGUCAGUAAAAGGUCAGUAAAGGAUGUCCACAUCAAGAGGACGCCAUA